AUUUUUUAAAAAAAGUUAUCUGUAUCAAAAAAUGCAAUCUGGAAUUUUUGUUUUGGUUUUACAUUAAUUCGUUUUGACAAUAAAUUAUAGCAGUUAAACAACUCGGUAGACGUUUAUUACUUUGAUCAUCAAUGAAAUUUUAUAAAACAAGUAACAAAUCUUCCAACACGUCUAAAAGUUAAGUAAUAGGGUCACAUUCAAUAAGACAGUACAAAUUUCUCCAGCUUAGUCUACAUGUUGCGAUUUCAAUAUUUAGGUUUAAUAUUUUGAGAUGAUCAUUAGUUCUCUGGCAGUUUUUAAAAAUUCUAAUCUUAGGACCAAAAUUUUGAAUCGGUAUUCCGAAGGAUACUAUUAAAAAUUUGUUGUGUAAUGCAAACUUUGGGACUCAAAUAUUUCGAGAUAUCUGAUAUUUAGAUUCUGAUUUUUACUUACUUUUUCAUACAAUUACUCCUACAGUAUGUCCUUUGUAAGUUGCUGCUUCUGUAGUAUAUUUCUCAUCGUUUCUUCUCAGCCAGAAUUCGCAUUUGUUUAUCACUAGCAUGCCUUCUACUAAAAUUCCAUCGCGAUAUAUAGUUUCUUCAAUUUCCGAUGUUAUAAAGUUUAACAUUUGUUAGCAACUAAACAUUUCCUUCCGGUUGUUAUUUAUACAAACAUACAAAUUUACUUAUCAAUUAACCCACAUUGCACUAAAAUAUUUAAUAAAACAAAAACGAAUCAAAAACAAAUAUAAACAAACUAAUAAUAACAGCAUGUGUGAAGGCACACACAUACAUACAACAAUAGCAGACCAUUUAACCUUUGUGUUACCAGAAUUCGUCCAGUCAUUUCAAUUUUCCAAUUACCACCUAAAACGACUUAUCAAUAAUAGAUGCUAUGAAGGCAACAAACUGUCCAACAGCUCAAGUAGCCCAUUCAACAGCAAAUGCUACGCCACUCAUAAGCAACAUCUCGGUUGCAGCAUCGGCAUCAAUCUGUGUUGCAACGCCUACAAAUUCCACAGCAUCAUCGUCAACAUCGUCGUCAGCGAAUACAACAAGUACGAAAUUAAAAUCAGCUCUCAAAGUGCCAAAAGUUAGUUUUGCUCCGCUUGACUUUACACCGCCUCCUCAUAUUACGUGAUACGAAAAUAUGCCACAUAACAAUAUUGUUUGUGAGUGGUUAAGAGCUUUAGGUUUGCAACAGUACGCAGAAAGUUUCAUGGAGAAUGGCUAUGAUGAGUUGGAAAUUUGCAAGCAAAUUGGUGAAAUUGAUUUAGAUGCAAUUGGUGUGGAUAAUGCCCAACAUCGUAGUAAACUGCUAAAGAGUGUGCGUACGCUGCGUGAGAAGGGCGCUGCACUGGUGUAUGUCAUGAUCAAUGAUCCGAAGGCAUUGAGUAGUAGUAAUGAAAUUUUAGCUGCUGAAUGUGAUACGCCAACAACAAUGAAAGAAUUAGAAUCUGUGAUUAAGAGACAUUUAGAGGCGGACGGGAUUCGACUGACGGCUCAUCCCUAUUCAACGCCGGAAGGUAAACGUGGAUACUUGGAGGGACUAGCAGCCCACUAUAGCAAAGAAGUCAAUAUGCCUUAUGAAGAUGUGUUGGAUGCCAUUGAAUUUGCUCGAAGUGCGAAAUGGCGGGAACGUCAUAUGCGAAUGGCCACUAGCGGCAGUGGAGGAAAUACAGGGACUCUAAGAAGAGGCAAUAGUGGUGGUGCAAGUGGCAGUUUUGGCAUGGGAGUAAGUGCCAUGAUAACAGGCAAUAUAGCCAAUCAAGCCAUUUUACCCUCAAGUCAUAGUCAACCAUUAUAUGUACCAGGAAAAUAUUCGCCCUCUAGUUGUCUUUCGAAUCGUGAGGAAAAUGAAAUCUAUAGUUAUGCCCAAAAUGAGUUGGCCAAUCGUAUGGCACGUAGUGUUAUUGAUUCAAAAUCAUCAGUUAAUUUAAGUAGCGGCAUGCAGCACAGUUAUCCAGGAGCACGGUCUAAUUUCUUUUAUGAAUUUGCAGCAACAGAAGGCCGUAACAAGCAUAAAAGACGUACGGUAUUUGCUCGUUUUAUUAACGGUUUACGACAAACUGGCGAUGAACUAAAUCCAACUGAAGGCAUGCAACUAAAGACUUCAGAAAAAAUUAAAAGCUGUGGUACCAUGAAACGUGUAGAACCUCAUCAAAAUUUUGAAGAAACAAUACAACGGUUAAAAAAUCAAAAGGCCAGAAAAAAGAUACAGCAUGAUAAAGGCAUACAUGACCGCAACAAGGAUAUUACAUCACAUGCAAUGACAACAAAUGACAUGUCUUUAAAUAACUAUACAAAACAUCCAUAGCAACAGCAGCAACAGCAACAACAACAACCACAACAGGCAAAUUAAACAAGAGAAAAACUACAAAAACUUUAAUAAAAACGCACCCAUACUAUCACUAACACGCACUUGCAACAUUCGAAUAGUUACAAGCGGAUAUGAAAAACU
This is a messenger RNA of Lucilia cuprina (Australian sheep blowfly), 2439 nucleotides long. RefSeq lists its product as uncharacterized. The transcript has 7 exons. The record is from RefSeq and is a predicted model, not a curated record. Bases 1129 to 2295 code for a protein of 388 amino acids. Gene Ontology annotation, molecular function: protein binding. NCBI's taxonomy places the organism in Eukaryota, Metazoa, Arthropoda, Insecta, Diptera, Calliphoridae.